AUGGCGGAGAAUUUAUCUGCCGAGAAUUUUUUACAUGUUUUAAGAAGAUUUAUCGCUCGACCUGGAUAUCCAAAAUUAAUAUUAGACGAUAAUGCAAGCCAAUUUCAACUGGUAUUCAAAACUAUUACGGAAGAAAACGCUAAUUUUUUGGCGACAAAGGGUAUGGUAUGGAAAAAUACUAUACCAAGAGCACCAUGGGGUGGUGGAUGGGAUGGAAAAAUAAGGAGUGCAACUAUACAAUUACCGAAUGGAAAACAAAUCGAUCGAUCAAUAAAUAUGCUUUAUCCUAUGGAAAUAGAUGCUACUGAAGAUAAAGAAGAAAAAGUGGAAGAACCCAUUGCUCGACGAACCAGAAGUGCUAAAAAAUCACAAACUACAAUCUAUGCAAAAGACAAGUCUAAUCUUUUGAUAAAAACUUUAUCAUUGAUAACGAUGAUGUCAUUAAUACCAAGACAGGGCGAUAUAGUUAUUGAACUAGACGUUGAAGAUGACUCGAACUCUACUACAAAAUUCAAACGAAGAGUAACAAAUAAACUAUUGAUGAUGGAAAAGUCUCCGGAUAAAAAGUACGAUCCUGAAAAUGUAAAACUUCAAUACCUUUCUGAUUCACUAAGACAAGAAUUCCUUCAACAACUCAAAGAAACACAGCAGAGAAGUUGCCAAAACAGAAAUAACUUAUUACUGUUAAUCAAAUGGUUGUCAAUCAGCAAUUCUACCCUUGCAGCGAAACUUAUACUUCAAAGAAACGAUGUGAUAGCUAAAAGAAUUAACGGAAAUUUGAUGGUGGCUCCUUGCAAAUCAGAACAAUCAACAAUCGAAAAUAUCGAAUUCAAAGGAGAUUUAAUAAGUAAGUUUGAAAUUGAGAGAAUUAAUGCAGAAUUGGAAAUCCUAACUCAAACUCAAAAAGCAAUUAAUUCAAUACCACAUCAAAUGAAGGAUGAACUCUUUUGGCAAGAAAUCUCUGAAGAAGGUGAAGAAAUUAUCAAACAAAUGGGAAAGGAAUUCAACGAAAUUGUCCUACCGAUAGAAGAAGAAUUUGAAAACUCGGGAUGGCGAGAAAGCGAGAGUAUCUUCCACGAGCAAUUGAAAAUGCUGAAGCCACAUGGUUUAACAGCAUUUGGUACUGCUUUAGGAUCAGCACUGAGAUUUGUAAAUGUAAAUCGACUGCAAACUGGCAUUGAUCAUUUUGGUUCUGGUCGUUAUCCAUUUUAUAUUGAACCAGUUGUUAUAAUUAGUAUAACUGAUGGUAACUGUUUGACAUGUCCCCAGUUUGGAGCUGUUAAUGAGAUUAAAGUUGCUAAGCCUACAGCAAUUGGUAACGAACUGAUUGGAGAGCCGUUUAGAUGGGACCAACGCCUUUAUUCAAUAGUUCUACGUCUCAGCGGUACUCCUAUGGGAAAAGUCUCCCCUGGAAUGAAUAUACCUUCUGAUAGUAGUCCUAUUGAUGCGAUGUGUAUUGCAACUGGAGGACGGUCAUAUUCCGUAUCAUCGCAUGAAAUGCUAGCUAUAUGCGUUGAAUCGAUUGUUCAAAAAUUGCAACAACAGGGAAUCAUCUUACGCUUCGAAAAAUAUGGACUAACCGAACAAACGGCAAAACAGAAAUUCAAAAAAAAAAAAAAUGGUGAAUUAGCAUCGGUUGGUGGUAAAUCAUUUAAUUCAGAUAACUGGCAUAAUGUUACUUGUAUCGUCCAUUUGCGGGCAUCACGAUCAUAUCCCGGGCACUGGCCCAUUCCAGAGGCGUUUUGGCUCGAUCGCAACAUGAUAAGUUUGCCGGCACGAAAAGCUCAUCCAGUGAUCUCAUUUCGUUGUGAAUCUAGUGAACCUGUUGUUUGUCAGGAUUUCCCAUUUGAUAAAUAUGAGCUUGAGUCUUUAUCUUUAACAAAAUUUGUAUUAUAG
This is a messenger RNA of Brugia malayi, 1896 nucleotides long. RefSeq names its product SD04165p, putative (gene Bma-dic-1.2). Gene Ontology annotation, biological process: snRNA 3'-end processing. The record is from RefSeq and is a predicted model, not a curated record. Lineage: Eukaryota; Metazoa; Nematoda; Chromadorea; Rhabditida; Onchocercidae. Gene Ontology annotation, cellular component: integrator complex. The coding region runs from base 1 to 1896 and encodes 631 amino acids. Gene Ontology annotation, molecular function: nucleic acid binding. The transcript is spliced from 9 exons.